This is a messenger RNA of Colletotrichum navitas, 1761 nucleotides long. RefSeq names its product cytochrome P450. Bases 94 to 1761 code for a protein of 555 amino acids. Gene Ontology annotation, molecular function: monooxygenase activity; oxidoreductase activity, acting on paired donors, with incorporation or reduction of molecular oxygen; iron ion binding. The record is from RefSeq and is a predicted model, not a curated record. Lineage: Eukaryota; Fungi; Ascomycota; Sordariomycetes; Glomerellales; Glomerellaceae. The transcript has 7 exons.
ACAGUUCCUAACUUAGACCUGAACGGCCUGGCGAGAGUGAAAAAUGACGCGAACCUUACUUCACAUACGACUCAGGCCUCCUGAUUACCUAUAAUGUUUCGUUUAAGCAGCAGCUAUAGCUUUCUCCCGAAGAUAUCCUUUAGUUCACCGAGGCCAGACAACGGUUUGUUCAAUCGAAGCAAUCUCAAAAUGACGAUGAGUUCGCCUACUAGCUCAUUUGAUGGUGAACGGUUCGGCCAUGCCCUAGUGCUCUUGACUCGAUGGCCCACCACUGGCUGGAUGUUAAAUACGAACCUCGUUGGCUACGGGGUGCUUUUUGCCACGGCUUUCCCGCUUUUAUUAGCUCUCUACAACUAUUACCUGCAUCCCGUAGCACAUGUUAGAGGCCCUUUCAUUGCCGCCGUAUCCCCAAUCUGGCUCAUUAAAUCUGUGUCGAAACAUCGACUAAACAAUGACAUCGAGCGAGUUCACGCAGAGUAUGGACCCGUUGUUCGAAUCGGCCCCAACGAACUAUCAUUUGCAACCGAGGAGGCCCUCAAGACAAUCCAUAACCCUGGGCCGGACAGUGGAUACUUCACGAAGGAGGGGACGAUUGAGGCGCUUCUUGGAAUCCUCAUCUGGGCCGCGCCAAACCUUCUCACAACCACUCAAAGGACGGCACACAAACGGCUAAGAGCCGCGUUGCAACCUGCUUUCACGGCGAAGGCAUUGAUGGAACAGGAAGAAAUUGUCCAGCACCACGUUGACAGGGCUGUAGAGAGGCUUGGUGCAAAACUGACCGAGCAAACGACCGUCAGCAUCAGCGAUCAUGUCGGGAAAAUGAUUUGGAACAUCGUUGGUGACCUGUCUUUUGGAGAGCCACUGCUGCAUGACCAGAUGAGCGCUUAUGAGAAGCUGAAGUUCACUUAUGGGAGGGGUGCGCCUCUUUUGGAGUUGUUCCAGUUCCUCACCGAGAUUCCGAUAUUUGGCGGGCUUGCAAAGCUACCAGUCUUGCUCGUGCCGCAUAUCUUUCGUGUCCCGAAAAACUUUCUUCUGAUGAAUCAGCUCAGAGAAUGCAUCGAACGUCAGAGUGGGCGUAAGGACUUCCUUACCGCCAUCCUCUCCGCAAAGGACUCGGCAGGCCUGACCCAUGCUGAAAUUCUGAGCAAUUCCGCUCUCUUCGCCAUGGUUGGUUAUGAUACUUCCGCCACAACCCUCUCGGCUCUGUUCUAUCACGUGCUGCGGGAACCUGCCCACUAUCGAAGGAUCCAAGAGGAAGUCCGUGGAACUUACUCGUCGGCCUCAGAGAUCUCGGCGCAGAGCGUACUGCGACUCCCAUACAUGAACGCGUGCAUCCAGGAGACUCUCCGCCUUACGCCGCCUAUCAACGGACGCGGGUCGCAUCGCAUUUCCCCGGGUGCAACGAUCGAUGGGGUUUAUGUACCUAAAGGAGUCAACGUGUCUGCCGACAUCUGGACGAUCCAUCGUAGACCCGAUUACUGGGCGCUUGCGGACAAAUUCAGACCAGACCGGUGGACUGACAACGGCCCGGGAACCCUGUUUGAGCACGAUGUUCGGACGAGCUACCGACCCUUCCUAGUGGGGCCCCGGGUGUGUAUCGGUCGUGAAAUGGCACUGCAAUCCAUCCGUCUGACCGUUGCCAAGAUGGCCUUUACUUACGGCCUGGAAAUGGAGAACAAGAACACUUUUGUAUGGGAGAGAGACGCUGGCAACGACUAUGUCUGGCACGACUACAACAUCUUGGUCAGAAAAUCUGGUUGA